ACACAGCUCCAAAAAGGGCCGAUACGGAUACGCCUGUCUCCGAUUAAAAUAUCCGCGGAAAAAUCAUAUCCUCUCUCUUUCUCGACUUUUUUUCUCUCUCUAGAAAAUCCUCUCCGACCUCGCCAACCAAUCGAGCCCUUGUCCAGGGUUUGUUUAGGUUUUUUGGACUUUUGGGUGCCGAGAUGGUGAGUUCGGAGGAUUCAAGUGCAGCCCGGCCGCCGAAGCAAUUCGGCGUUACGAAACCUUUAUCAAUGGCGGGUCCCACCGAGGCUGAUUUGCAGAGAACCCGCGAAUUGGAGAAGUUAUUAAGUGAUGCUGGGCUUUAUGAGAGCAAAGAGGAGGCCACCAAGAGAGGGGAAGUUCUUUCUCGGAUUGGACAGAUUGUAAAAGAUUGGGUGAAGCAACUUACUCGCUUGAGGGGGUACACUGAUCAAAUGGUGGAGGAUGCUAAUGCUCUUAUUUUUACUUUUGGUUCUUAUAGGCUUGGGGUACAUGGUCCUGGAGCUGACAUCGAUACAAUAUGUGUUGGGCCGUCUUAUGUCAAUAGGGAGGAAGACUUCUUCUUUGUAUUGCACAACAUUUUGGCUGAAAUGGAAGAAGUUACAGAGCUACAACCAGUUCCGGAUGCUCAUGUCCCUGUGAUGAAAUUCAAGUUUGAUGGAAUAUCAAUUGAUCUUCUGUAUGCAAGCAUCUCACUUUUGGUGGUGCCAGAGGACUUGGACAUCUCUGAUGUUUCUAUUCUAUAUGAUGUUGAUGAGCCAACUGUCCGAAGUCUUAACGGCUGCAGGGUUGCUGAUCAAAUUCUUAAGCUUGUCCCCAAUGUUGAGCAUUUUCGCACAACACUCCGUUGUUUGAAGUUUUGGGCUAAAAGACGUGGUGUUUAUUCCAAUGUUACUGGAUUUCUUGGUGGUGUAAACUGGGCUCUCCUUGUUGCUCGAGUGUGCCAACUUUAUCCUAAUGCUGUUCCUAGUAUGCUUGUUUCUAGAUUUUUCAGGGUUUACACACAGUGGCGUUGGCCAAACCCUGUUAUGCUGUGUCCCAUUGAAGAGGAUGAACUUGGAUUUUCUGUUUGGGAUCCCCGUAAAAAUCCCCGUGACAGAACUCAUCACAUGCCGAUCAUAACUCCUGCCUAUCCAUGCAUGAACUCUAGCUACAAUGUCUCAACAAGUACUCUACGGGUCAUGAUGGAGCAGUUCCAGUAUGGUAACAAAAUCAGUGAGGAGAUAGAGCUGAAUAAAGCGCAAUGGAGUACUCUGUUUGAGCCAUACUUGUUCUUUGAAAGCUACAAAAACUAUCUGCAGGUCGACAUAGUUGCAGCUGAUGUUGAUGACUUGCGUUCUUGGAAAGGCUGGGUGGAAUCCCGGUUAAGGCAGUUGACCCUUAUGAUUGAGAGGGACACAUAUGGGAAAUUGCAGUGUCAUCCCUACCCUCAUGAGUAUGUUGAUACCUCCAAACCAUGUGCUCAUUGUGCGUUUUUUAUGGGCUUGCAAAGGAAACAGGGGGAAAUAAUUCAGGAAGGCCAGCAAUUUGAUAUCCGAGGAACGGUUGAUGAAUUUAGGCAUUCCAUAAACAUGUAUAUGUUCUGGAAACCAGGAAUGGAAAUCUAUGUUUCUCAUGUUCGUAGGAAGCAGAUCCCUUCUUAUGUUUUCCCGGAUGGUUAUAAACGUCCUCGACAUCUUAGGGUUACUUUGCAACAACAGUCUGACAAAUCAUGCUGUGAAGAUGGUGGUGCUUCGCAGACUGGGUCUGGUGUGAGAUGCCUUAAGAGGAAAAAAUGUCCCAAUGAGGAUGUGAAAGAUUGCACAACAGAUAAGCGGCAUUCUAUUAGUCCUCAGAGGCGGGAUUCAGUUUCUCCCGACAUCUUCAGUCACAAGUUUGGUGGCACACCUCCAGAGUGCUUGUCAUUUGCUGAAAGGAUAGAACGAUGCCCCGGUGAAGCUGAGGCGGGAUGCACUUCAAAUUCAUCAAAUUCCAGUGUCAUCACCUCACUUUCAAGUGAAGUUAGUCCAUGUGAAGAUAUUGGAAAUGAAUCAAUGGCGGGCAGCAGCGAGGGGAACUAUGGAAACGGUGAUGGGAGUGUUGAAGGAAGUAAUAACCCAGGAUCUUCUCAAAGUGACUCUGGAGAUGCUGAUUCCGAGUGUCUUUUGGACAACACUUGUGCAGACGGCAGUGGAGUAUUUCGAGAUGGAUUGCCGUCCGAGUUGGAGCCAAACUCCGUGGUUGGAAUGUUACUACAACCUGUGGGACGAGUUGAUUCAGAAGCCGUGCAGACUUCGGUGUUAAGGCACGUGUCCUGGAAUUUUCACGUUCUGCAUUUUUAAGCGGUGUUUUGUUUCAAAAAUUUUUUUACAAUGUUUUUUCUUUAUACUGCUCUUUUGGUUGUUUUCUGGUUAUUUUAGUAGCAGCAGGUUAGGUUUAACAUCAACAGCGUGAGAUGUCAGAUUUUGUAUGAAAAGAAAGUUCUUUCUGUUCAUGAUGUGGCCUAUAAGACAGAAAGCCAGCAGUUUGGGGCAAGUGUUUUGUUAGUUGCUGGCUUGCAUAUCUUGCGUAUUUUUUCAGGAAUGCUUGUUAGUAUAUCUAGCAAAAUAGAGAUCAACUGGAGCACAACAAAAAGAGCUCUGCUUGAUUUAGCCUGGUCAUGUAUAUUAUGUGCAAUGUUUGCAUCAGCAAAGUAUUCCUCUUCUUGGACAAGCAGUGAGUUAGCAAGUCUUUAGCUCAGAUGUGAUGGGGUGAUUGGCGAUGGCAUGUACUUUUUCUUUCUUUCAAUUCCUCUCUGCAUGUUAUGUUCUAGGGUUUGGGAAGGGGGGUUAGGAUGCUUAGGCAAAGUGGAUUAUUGUGCUCUAAGUUAUGGAGGGGCUUGAGAUGAUGGCCAAAGAUUGUUUUGAGUGUGCCUUGUCUCAGCUAUCUUUUUGUACCUUUGCCUACCAUGUAAUAUUAGAAAAGUUUUAAAGCUAAUA
Jatropha curcas is the source of this 2957-nucleotide messenger RNA. RefSeq names its product nuclear poly(A) polymerase 4. Gene Ontology annotation, biological process: RNA 3'-end processing. Gene Ontology annotation, molecular function: poly(A) RNA polymerase activity; RNA binding. The record is from RefSeq and is a predicted model, not a curated record. Lineage: Eukaryota; Viridiplantae; Streptophyta; Magnoliopsida; Malpighiales; Euphorbiaceae. Gene Ontology annotation, cellular component: nucleus.